Arabis nemorensis is the source of this 792-nucleotide messenger RNA. Lineage: Eukaryota; Viridiplantae; Streptophyta; Magnoliopsida; Brassicales; Brassicaceae. The record is from the annotation of a GenBank genome assembly.
AUGGGGAGACAAAAUCGCUCUCGCCACCUAACACCUCCGCCUCCACCUCCUCUCCCCCCCGACCAAAAUCCCCCUCCUAAACCAUCCCAAAUCACGACCGAUCCACCACCGCAAAUCGUUGCUCCAGCCCCAUCGGAACCUUCGUCUCCACCGACGAGGACUCAAACUCCCCAAAUCUCUGAAAACCAGGACCCAAUAAUCGGUGCUGAGCCUGCCAUAGCUCCAUCAUCGGGUCUCUCAGUCACGGAGAAUCCAGGGUACACGGCUGAGAUCAACCAACUUCGAUAUCAGCUCCCGGUACCAGAAAUCUCCUUCGCUAAGGCUAGAGCAGCAAUUCCGAAACCUGCUUGGACUGACCUUUUUAAAGGUCUCUCAGGGAAGAUGAAGAAGAAGGUAAGGAGGAAGAAAGAAAAGAGGAAGGAUUUGGCGGCUUCUAAGGGAGUGGUGAUCAAGGAAGCAGGGGAAUCUGAAAAUCCAAAAUCAAAGUCUGAUAAAGAAGGACUCUCCGCCUCUGAUAAAGGAAAGGCUCUCGCAACUACGGCUGACAAGUACGUACUUUCGGACAAGGAGGGCACCUCAAACGACACGAGUGAUCUCUCAUCAUCCUCUUCGGAAGAUGAUCCUGUGGACAAAGAUCCCCCAGAAGAAUCUUCUUCCUCCGACGAUGAGUCUGCGGAUGACGAUAACCCGGUUGAAGAUGAUGCUCGGUUUAUGAAGGUUGUUUCAAAGAACCUACAGAAGAAACUUACAGCCUCUGCGGGGAAAAACCCCAAAAUCUACAAAAAAAGAUGA